This is a messenger RNA of Anopheles bellator, 5855 nucleotides long. RefSeq lists its product as uncharacterized. NCBI's taxonomy places the organism in Eukaryota, Metazoa, Arthropoda, Insecta, Diptera, Culicidae. Gene Ontology annotation, biological process: protein folding in endoplasmic reticulum. The transcript has 4 exons. Bases 1 to 4572 code for a protein of 1523 amino acids. The record is from RefSeq and is a predicted model, not a curated record. Gene Ontology annotation, cellular component: membrane; cytoplasm.
AUGAAGCCAAGCUUAUGCUGUACGUACUGCACCCUGUUCCUGGUGUUUCUGGUGUCCAGUUGCACGCUCUUCAUCAUAGUUGCCUCAGAUGCCCUGAAGCCAACGAUCGACAAAUCAGAGCGACAACACGACUUGCACAGUCAUUCGCAGGAUGCUAGAACGGGGUCAAAUCCGGGGGAUCCCGUAGCCGGUACAAAUGCCGUCGUAAACGUAGCCAGCUUCACCGAGACAUCCUCUGAGGUGGCCGGACGGAAAGCAGCGUUGCGCGGAAAGCCAAAUUCGGUGCUGCAUAGUGAAUCGUCUAUGGUGCAUUCAAAUGCCAAAAUUACCAAACCCCUGAAGCGUCCCUCUCACGGUAGAAGGGAGAAAAAUACGCUCAAGAAGAAUAUUCUCAUCGAAAAACCGAACCUGCACGGCGAGCCUCCGGAUCUGAAGGAUGUUAUCUUUUUGGAGACCAUCUCGAAGAAUGUAGGAAUCACGAACAGUGGGUUACAAGACAUUCCAGGGCCACAAUCGGUAGUUACGUUGGUCGACCAUCAGCGUCGCGAGCUGAGCAAUAUCGAAAACAAACUGGAGGAGAAUCUGGAGGCCACACUCAAAAACUUGUCUCACAACAUUCACACCGUUCCAGUGCAACAGACUGUCGUUCCGGUGCUGCAGCACGGUGAAACGGAACAGCGGGAACUUCCAACCGAUGCCAGUAAUCGAACACUCGAACAGGCGAACGGGACCGAAUUUUUUACGGAAACAUCCGAUGGCGACGGUAGUACUCGAACACCGGAGCAACCCAGUUUGGUGUUAGUUCCCGUCGAUGGUGGAACGCAUGUACCUUUCGUUCAAGACGCCUUUCAUGAGGAUGUGGCGUCGGAUGGCGAACAAGUCCUACCGGACGCUGAUAGUCCCGAGAUGGGUGAAGCUGGAGGUGCAGCUCUUAAAGCCCACGAGGUGAAUCUCACCGAGGAAAACCCCAUGCCAGUGUUUAGCGAGUGGGCCGAAAAGCAGAUGGCCGAGGCGGAAAAGAAGAAACAGCUUGGGGAGGUGGUAAAUGCUUCGUUGAUGAGGAAGGGUACAAAACCGACCGGCAGCAAGACCGGUGGCCCGUUGAAGCCUCGAGCAAAAAAUUAUGCCGCUCCUGAGUGUGGGGCGAAGAUUAUAGCGUCGAACCCGGAGGCGCAAAGUACGGGCUCGGUGCUGACGGCCCCGAAGGACGAAUACCUUCUGAAUCCGUGCACGAGCAAAAUCUGGUUCGUGGUGGAACUCUGUGAACCGGUGCAAGCGGAGCGCAUCGAGUUGGCAAAUUUCGAGCUGUUUUCGUCCUCGCCGAAGGACUUUAGUGUGUCGGUAAGCAAUCGGUUUCCGACACGCGACUGGGCCAACGUGGGUCAGUUUACGGCCAAAGAUGAGCGCGACGUGCAGAGCUUCCAACUGCAUCCCCAUCUGUUCGGAAAGUUUGUACGAGUCGAGAUUCUGUCGCACUACAAUCAGGAGCAUUUUUGUCCCGUCUCACUAUUCCGCGUGUACGGUACAUCGGAGUUUGAGGCGUUCGAAACCGAUAACACUCCGAUGGUACCGGAUGAUGACGACGAACAGGGCGAUGAAUUCAUUGAAACGGCGGAUGUGGCUGAAGAUGAUCCCCUUCCGGCAGACGGACAAGCGGGGGCUCCUACGGUUCCGAAUGCCAAUCAUGACGAACGAAAUGUCGAAACAGGAACACAACCGUCGGGAACCGAAAGACAACGAACUGCAACAUCCGACAAACACGAUAAGGACACCAACAGGAAAGGAAAGCCAAGCAACCCAAACAACAUUCUAAAAUCUGCCGGCGAAGUUGUGUUGAACAUGGUAAAGAAAGCGGCCGAAGUGCUCGGUAAAUCGGGCCCCGAAACCAAUGCUUCCUCGAACCCAGGUUCAGCGGGCACGGUACGGGAAGUCGUCCUCCCAACAGCACCGACCAAUUGCAUUACCCUAGCUUAUACGAUACGUUGCGUUAACUGUAGCGACCAUUUUCGGACUCGACUCGAGUCCACGAUGAAUUGCAAACACAAUCUUCUGACUAGUCUGCUAGGUGUGGCGUCAAUCGGACACUCGUUCGAUCGAGCGCAGCAUUUUCUAUGUGCCAACGUGUUAGGAUUUAACUUACCACCAGCGGAGGGAUUCGGAACCGAGGAGGAGGUAUGUGUAAACAUGAGCCACAGCGUUUUAAAUCUGCUUUUGGACGAGCUGGUGGCCAGUUUCUGCAAUAUAGUGGCGUUCGAUCGCAAACUGCUACCAGUCAUCAGUAGCGUACUAAGUUCUGCAAUGGAUGCCGUCGAAGAAGAUCCUCCGAAGGAUCGCGCCGUGGCUGGAGACAACCCGUACAGCGAUGCCAGUAGUUCGUUGAAAGGGGAUUUGGAAAAGGGAGAAAGUCCACUUCACCAGCAGCACCAUCCGUCAGCUGGCAGUGGCAUCGAGCAGCCGGUGGUAGAAAAGCACGAACCAAUCAUCGAAGAUCAGGAACGACGAGUCUCGGACUGCGGGGAACCUAAAGUAUCGUCAUACGAAGAGCCCGAGAAAGAUGAUGUGAAUAUGUUUAACAUCGCGUCGGAAACACCUAAAGUCUCUUCCGGCGACGAAAGACAAUCUAGUACGGGUGAGGGAGAUGCCGGGCUACCAGUGGACGGACAGCAGAAGCAACAGCAGCAGGAAAAGGAGGAAGCUGGCACGACUCAGACCUGGGAAACGGGGAUGGAUGAUGGUGCAAUAGAGACGGGUCCAUCAGGGAGUGGAAAGGAGGGAACACUCGAAGGAACUUUCAACUUGCCCGCGACAGUCGCACCCACGGGUCCGGCAAAAGUGCAACCAGAAAGCGUUUUCCUACGGCUUUCGAAUCGUAUUAAGGCUCUCGAGCGAAAUAUGAGCCUGUCGGGCCAAUACCUGGAGGAACUAAGCCGACGCUAUCGGAAACAGGUAGAGGAGUUGCAACAUUCGUACGCCAAAACAUUGCACGAAAUUGAGGAACAGACUCGCCGUGCCCGCGAAAGUGAGGCAAGCCUUCGUGAGGUGAACAAUCAGUUGCGACAAGAUUUGGCCAAUUUCCGCUCUACGGUAAUCGAUUGGCGCAAUGUAGCAUUUGCGGUCACCGUUGCCAUCAUGGUGAUGCUGUUGGCACUGCUUGCUCUGGUGCGCUCAUUGAUCGUUAACGGGCAUGGUCGGAUGACUAUCCCACAACCGGCACCGAUUCCACAAAGUGUACUUGACCGUGAGCUGGCUCAGGUUGGACUAGACGCUAAACCAAUUCGUGGACGGAUGCUACGAAGAAAAUCCAUCGAUGGGAUGCCCGUUGCCAGCAGCAACUGUGUUGUUGGUGGUGGUUCCGGAAGUGGUUCCGGUGUCAUACUGAUCAACGAUGAAUCACUACUGGGAAGUACAACGCGGUCACCCACCCGGUUGCGGCAGAAGCGUCCGAGUGAAGAAGCGCUCAACAUCAGCGGAACGUACGUUAAUUUGCUGAUAGACGACGAUGUCGAGAAGCCACUAGGACAGCGUUCAUCUGCCAACAUGCUGCUUGCUAAUGCUCCGACCGGCGAACGGAAGAAAGGAAAACAUAAGCAUCGUAAAGUGUCUGCUCCGUCAAUGAUGACAGGCUCCUCGACACCGGUGAGCGGUAGUGAUGGCAACUUUCGACACGAACCUCCGCGACGUUCCAUUUCGAUGUUAGAGCCACAUGAGCGCGGGGAUCACGCCAGGACGUCGGCUAACGGUGGUGGCACUAGAGAACCGCCAGAGGUGGACGGUAAUCGUAUCGAAGAGUUACCAUUGCUGGAGGAUAACGACGAGUUUAUCAUUCCUACCGCGAGUGAUCUUUCGUACGAUGAGUUCAUGCCCGGCGCUCUGUGCAAAGCGGAUGCAGUGGACAAUGAAAGUAAAGUCGAGGAUGGUGCGGUGGUGGUGGAAAUAGCAGAUCUUAGCGAACAUCCGAUGAGCGCUUUGGAAGCAAAGAAACUGUCCAAAACACGUCGCUUGUCCUCCCCAGCAUUCUUCAAAACGUCUAUAUUGCGUGCGAGUAUAGGGAAAAAGCGUUCCUCAAAAACAUCAUCCGUCUCGUCAUCGUCGGAAGACGGUCGGCGGUCGUCAAAAAAGUCGACCAACAGCAGUCACAGCGCCGGAAGCAGUAGCCACACUAGUAGCAGUAGCAAUAGUAGCAACAUAAGCAGCAACAACACAACCGCCAGUUCCGAAGAAUCUGCAAUGAAGCAAGCGUCGGAAGGGCUGUUGGAGAAAGGCGGAAAGUCGAACGGUAACGGGAUUAGCAGCGGUGGCUGGGAGUGGUAUCGAUUGAAGCAAAAGAAAAACGGUAUUAGUCCACCGUCCUCUAGUCAAGAUGCGCCCACCAGUAGUGGCGAGCCGGGACGGUUGAAAGGAAGAGCAGAAAGUCUCGACGAAAGUGUAUACAACGGAUCGUCAGCGACGGAUUCGAGAAAGCUUUCGGUGUCGUUCAAUGGCGAGCUACCGCCCGUAAAUGGUGGGGGUUUGGAAAGGAAAGCAAGUGGAAGCAGGGGCAGCAUACGACGACUUUUUCGAAGGGUGUUCUAGUGCGGCAGGUUUGAAUGACCUACAUGGCCCAACACGCGGAAGAACUAGAUUCAUAAAGAACGAUAUUAAAAUUUAUGAUAGACUGAUGACCAUCUAAGCGAAACAAAGCUUGUAGCUUGGGGGUGCAAAACGUAUGUAAUACAUCGUAACGAUCUACAUUUCAUGUACACAACAGCACUAUCGGCGACCGUCGUCCGUCGUUUCGAGGAUGUUGUUCGACUUUUCAAUGUCUCUGUUGUAGAAUUUCCAAUCUGUAGUUGGUGGUCUGUUAUCAAGCACAGGUAGAAUUUCUCUGCUGCUGCGUCAUUGUUCCUUUCUUUGGUCACUAAAAUUGGUAACGAAUCAGCGCAUUUAGUAGGUCAAACUAAAGCUAAAAUGAAUAUUUAAAAAAAGUACGAAUAUCUAAUUGCUUAGUAUCGUAGUAGCCUUGGCUAUAGAUGGAAUCCUAUUUGAUUUGCUCUUAGAAGCGUUAGUGAUCAGUGCGGUUUGAUAGCUUCAACUUUGCGGUGUUUUUAUUUGUACAAACUUUUUGGUCGACGACGCGAUCUUGCAGUAAGCUCGAACCUGAAUAGUUUUCUAACGACCACCAGAAACGUUUAAACCAAACGUCUUCUAUAAAUGUAGGUGUGCCUCACAACCGUUGUGUAUUCUGUUCGUCAAACGAAGUUAAAUGUUGUCGCAUGCGAUGGUUUUAGAAAAACAAAGUAGGCCAGUAGGGGAAAUAAAGAAACAGAGACACGAUUCUGCACAUCGUUAAAUCACAUAAGGAGCGAAAUACCCUCGAAAUUAUACAUUAUGUAUCAAAAGACGCACACCAGAAGCGAACGAGAUGAUGGUUCGCGGUGUAGUUAUACGUUGGUUUUACAUGUUUCCUGUUGCUUGUUUCAUUUCGGAAAACCAAAAAUUAGCCAUAAAAUACGAAAUACCUAGUGACAUUCGGCUAGGUGAUGAGUAGUAAUGGGAUUUGAAAAUGAAAAAUUAUCGCAGAACAUUGUUGUUCCUGUUGUUUGUUAUGCUAUGUAGUGGAAAUUAACUUAAAUAAAACCAGAACCAGAAUCCAUAAUAUAUCAAAAUACGCAUCCACACUGCAACACUAAGUUUGGCUAUGAUUGUGCUUAACAUAGUGAACAUGAACACACAAAAGAGAACUCAGAACUGACCAGACACCACGAAAGUAAUACAUGAAAGAGACGCUCCUUUUCACACGCAAGACGAUGGCCAACACGGAGGGGAAAAUUAAUGUAGUGGAAGGUGAAAUAAAUUAUUCUGUUAAUCAAUAGUGA